UAAAACAUUAUUUUAUUGAGUGUAUUGAUGCUAAACGCAGUAGAGUUCUUCAUUCUGGCUGGAAAGAGGUGUGAAAGUAGAGCUCCGCUGUAGUAACCAGGCUCCUGCAGUCAUGUUGGCCGAGCCGUGCGCGCUGAGAGUCGGUGUGCUGUGCGCGCUCUUGUGCGCGCUCCUGUGUGUGCCUGUGGAUGGGGAUCUGGAUCCGGUGCGUCCGGAGUCUGCGAUGCUGAAGCCGCGGGUGAUGAUCGCGGUGUUGGCUCGGAACUCUGCUCACAGCCUGCCGCACUUCUUGGGCUGCAUCGACCGCCUGGAGUACCCCAAAGAGCGCAUGGCCAUAUGGGCAGCGACAGAUCACAACUUGGACAACACCACAGCCAUGCUGAAAGAGUGGAUGAAAUCAGCUCAGAGACGAUAUCACUAUGUGGAGUGGAGACCAAUGGAACAGCCGCACUCUUACACAGACGAGUGGGGGCCCAAACAUUGGCCCCUGUCCCGAUUCAACCACCUGCUGAAGCUCAGACAGGCCGCUCUGGAGGCAGCACGCCACCGAUGGGCCGACUACAUCUUGUUUGUGGACAGUGAUAAUCUUCUGACUAACCCGCGGAUGUUGGACCUCCUGAUAGCGGAGAAUCGGACUCUGGUGGCACCCAUGCUGGAAUCACGUUCACUCUACUCUAACUUCUGGUGUGGCAUCACUCCUCAGGGUUACUAUAAGCGCACCCCAGAUUAUCAGCCCAUCCGUGAGUGGAGGCGUCUGGGCUGCUUCCCUGUUCCCAUGAUUCACUCCACUUUCCUGCUGGAUUUGAGACGCAGCUCCUCUCGUGCGCUGGCGUUCCACCCUCCACAUCCAGACUACAGCUGGGCCUUUGAUGAUAUCAUGGUGUUUGCCUUUUCUGCUCGUGAAGCAGGUAUACAGAUGUUUGUGUGUAACAAAGAGCACUAUGGUUUCCUACCCAUUCCACUAAAGGCCCAUCAGAGUGUAGAGGAUGAAGAGGAAAGUUUCACACACACCAUCACUGAGGCUCUCAUCGAUCACCACAUUGAACCUUCAGAGUUUGUGUUCGUUCCUCCAAAACCUCAGGAGAAGAUGGGGUUUGAUGAGAUCUUCCUGAUUAAUUUGAAGAGGAGGAGGGACCGGAGGGAGCGGAUGUUGAGCUCUCUUGCUGCUCUGGGUGUGGAGGUCACUAUCACUAAUGCUGUGGAUGGCAAGGCUCUGAACUCAUCUCAGCUGCAGGCAUUAGGGAUUGAGAUGAUGCCAGAUUAUAAAGAUCCUUAUUCAGGCAGGGUGCUGACUAGAGGAGAGAUCGGCUGCUUCCUCAGCCACCACUCUAUAUGGAUGCAGAUGGUGCAGCGGGGUCUGCAGCGUGUGUUAGUUCUGGAGGAUGAUGUGAGAUUAGAGCCCAGGUUUAAGAGGAGGAUGCAAACUAUCAUGGAGGAUGUGGAGAAGGUUCAGCUGGACUGGGACCUCAUCUAUGUGGGGCGUAAGCGGAUGCAGGUGGCACAACCUGAGCUCUCUGUGGAUGGAGUGAAUAACCUGGUGGAGGCUGAUUACUCCUACUGGACACUGGCGUAUGCUCUCUCUCUGAACGGAGCCAACAAACUGCUCUCAGCUCAACCCUUCAGCCGCAUGCUGCCUGUGGACGAGUUCCUGCCCAUCAUGUUUAACAAACACCCCAACACAGCCUACAUGUCCCACUUUGAGCCGAGGGAUCUGCGAGCGUUCUCUGUAGAGCCGUUGCUGGUUUACCCGACGCACUACACGGGCGAGCCGGGUUACUUCAGUGACACCGAGACAUCCACCAUAUGGGACGACGAGGCCAUCAGUACAGACUGGGACCGAUCCCACGCUCAGAAAACUGCCCAGCAGGGCAACAUUCGCCCCAUCGCUCAGAACAGCGUGACUGGAGAAACACCACCCCCUGCUGCCCGAGCAUCACGAGACGAACUGUGAAAAGACUUUAGCAAUAAACUGACUGUACACUGAAAUGCGUACAGAAGUAAGUCAAGAACUAGACUUUAGAGUUUAAAGAUGUUUUAACACUCAUCUAAAGUUCUUCAUCAGCUCAAUGGAGUAGAAUAAAACUGCAUGUUUAGUGCAAACUGAAUCAAAGCAGCUCCACUAACAUUACAGGUAGAAGAAGGAGGAAAACCUGUGAGGAACCAAGAUUAAGAACGUGCAGAAUAUUAUUUAUUUGUCAUCAUUUUUUUUUUCAGUUUCUCUGGUGUGUAAAUAGAUGGA
Tachysurus vachellii is the source of this 2239-nucleotide messenger RNA. It is a transcript of the gene colgalt2b, whose product is annotated as collagen beta(1-O)galactosyltransferase 2b. The record is from RefSeq and is a predicted model, not a curated record. NCBI's taxonomy places the organism in Eukaryota, Metazoa, Chordata, Actinopteri, Siluriformes, Bagridae. The coding region runs from base 113 to 1951 and encodes 612 amino acids. The transcript has 13 exons. Gene Ontology annotation, molecular function: procollagen galactosyltransferase activity.